This is a messenger RNA of Miscanthus lutarioriparius, 825 nucleotides long. NCBI's taxonomy places the organism in Eukaryota, Viridiplantae, Streptophyta, Magnoliopsida, Poales, Poaceae. The record is from the annotation of a GenBank genome assembly.
AUGCUCGUGCAUCAACCCACGUCGGCAAGACACCAACCAACUCAUAUACCGUCGUCCAACCCUCUUUCUUCCCCUUCCCCUUCCCCUUCCCCACCAAACCCUACAUCUCCAUCCACCGAUAGACCCCUCACGCUCGCCUCCAGCCUCCCCAUGGCCUCCAUCGCCAGCGACAGCUCCCCGCCGUCCCCGGGCGCGCCGGCCUCCGCUUUCCUAGACGACCACGCGCUCUUCCUCGACCAGUCCACCAGCUCCUUCUUCCCCGCGGCCACCACCACGCAAGAGCCCCUGCCGCCUGCCUCGGCCUCGGCCUCAUCGCCAGCGGCGCGCAAGCCGCCGCGGAAGCGCCCACGGGCGUCGCGCCGGCCGCCCACCACCGUGGUCACCACCGACACCUCCAACUUCCGCGCCAUGGUGCAGGAGUUCACCGGCAUCCCCGCGCCGCCGCCGUUCGCGCCCCACCUCGGCCCCGGCGUGCUCUUCGGCGCUCCCCACGACCCCACCGCCGCGGCGGGCACUUCUCGCGCGCCCUUGGAGCUGUUGAUGCGCCCGUCGCCUCUCAAGCUCCCUGCCGCUUCGCACGCCUCGCCUCCCGCCGCUGGUUCAUUCGCGCACUCCCUGUUCGCGAGCAGCAACGCGAAUCCUGCUGGCCCGAGCUCCGAACCGUACGGCGGCUUCGUGCCCACGCUCUCCGGUGCCGUCCCGCGGUACGACGGCGGCGGCGGCGGCGGCGGCUUCGAUGCGGCGGAAGACGAGAGAGUACUGGGACAUGGCCAUGGUCUCUUCUCGUCUUUCUUGUACGCCGGGGAUAGGUAUCACAGCCACUAG